This is a messenger RNA of Cloeon dipterum, 1351 nucleotides long. RefSeq names its product transmembrane protein 272-like. The record is from RefSeq and is a predicted model, not a curated record. Lineage: Eukaryota; Metazoa; Arthropoda; Insecta; Ephemeroptera; Baetidae. The transcript has 7 exons. Bases 216 to 1064 code for a protein of 282 amino acids.
CGAAAUUAGCGGCGUAGCAGUCGCGGCCACUAGCCCCUUAUAUAAUGUUAGUCUCAAUUUUGCCACAAAGAGCAGAGAACGGCACUCUGUCAACCUGAUUAAAGAAAUUUUAAAUUGCUUUUUUUCUUUUUUUUGAGAAAAUUUCUGCCAUGAAGUUUGUUAGCUGAUCAUUAAUCAUAACCCUUCCGUAGAUUUCGUUGGCUCACGUCAGGGCGAUGCAGAACUCUCACGGUACAAGCAUUCCUAACACUCCACCCGCUUUUGAGGACGCAUUAGUUGAACCUAGCGUGCCUCCACCUUGUUUUUCGGAUGCGACUAGAGGAUUGCAACCACAGCCGUCAGAGGGACUGGCACGUGUUGGCUGGGCCCAGCAGCCCGGCUCUAAUAUGGGCACAGAAACAAAAAAUAUGCCUGCUCACCCUCUCAUUCCGGAUUUGACAAUAGUAACACCAAACGAGCCACCAGGUGGAAAGUCCCAUAUAGGCUGGGUCAUGCCUAGUUUGGACGAGAGCGCAGCAUCUCCAAAAGCAACUUCUUCUCCCUCAUCAAGCAAUAUUACGUCCCAGAUAAACCUGACACGACCACCUGAAGACCAACCAGCAUCUAAUGACGAAAACUCCAAUAAGUCAUCUAGUAAUUAUGCAGCCAGCUGUUUCCUGUUUUUAAUUAUUUUGGCAAAUCUUAUUUGUAUGAUUUCCAUGCCGACGAUCGGCAUCCUAUACAUCCGGGACUGCCGUAUCAGCCCCGCCUUGCCAGCAUUCCUGAUUAUCGGAGGUGCCUUAAUCAUUCUUAUUAACGUCAGCUACUGGUGGUCAUUGGGCAAGGUGCGGACUGAAGCGGGCGUUGAGUGGGCUCACGAGAUUAACGCAAAGUUGAUACUCGUGUUUCUCGGCUGGUUGGCACUCAGCUCGUUUUGGGUUUACAAAAAUUUUGAGCCCAGCCCUUUCCCAGAGGACAAAGCAUACUGCAAUCCAGUGCUGUACUAUUUUUACUUCUGGCUGAUCAAUGCUAUGCAUUUGCUCCUGUUUCCAAUGUGUUGUUGUUGGUAUUGUUGCCAAAGAUGAUAUUAUAUAUAUGUCGUUAGUGUGGGGACCAAUAAAUCAAAUAAAAUUUUAGGAGAUACUUAAAAUUUUUUGUGAGGAUAAUCAGAAUUCGUUUUAAAUCUAUCACGAUAUAGAGCGAACUGUUACCAGGUAUUAUGCGUUUGCUUUCUGUAGGGUAUAAUUGCUCUAUUUUUACCUGACAAUCAUUUUUAACCAAAGAAUCUGUAUUUCUAAUACAUAAGCUAUAUAUAUGCCCUCCUAUAAUGACUCUAUUUUCCAAUAAAGGGCACAUGUCCAGAUGUCCUCCG